Prunus armeniaca (apricot) is the source of this 2097-nucleotide messenger RNA. Lineage: Eukaryota; Viridiplantae; Streptophyta; Magnoliopsida; Rosales; Rosaceae. The record is from the annotation of a GenBank genome assembly.
AUGGAGGCCUUGGCCAUGCCAACACAAGGUUGUCCGUUACGUAGAGAGGCAUUGUUAAGUGCUGCAUGCCUUCCUUUGCCCAUAUUUGGUGAUGACCACUCGGAGGUUUCUGUGCAUUAUUCCCCUUACCGGGUUAGACGACAGCUUGGGUUUGACCAAGGCGUGCCUUCCCGUCCCAACCAUGGAGAUUCCUUGACCUUGCACAGGGUUUUUUGGACUGGUGACAGUGUGCCGGGAGACGGCAGACCUCUUGCCCUUGCUCUGGCCACCGGCAGCGCGUUGAUUGAUUCCCACCAUCAUUCAUCAUGCCCGCUUAGUGUCGGAAGAGAAAGCCAUUUCCCUGAGCGAGAAGCGAAUCUGCCUUUUACUUCCAAAAGCGGAGAGAUCGUUGGUGAUUUUUCGAAGCUAAAGCGGAAAUUGGAGAAAUCGGGUUCUCACAGCACCGGGAAAAGUGCUGUACAUGGGAAACGGAAGCGAGAGGAAAGCUGCAGCGUUGAGAAAAGGCAAGCUGUAAAAGGGCCGAAAAAGUUCAUCCCCAAGGUAGCAGCAAGUGGUCCUCCUAGCUCAAGAAAAGUUGCCUUGCCAGAGCCUUUCCAGCAGCAGCCCUGUAGCCUUCCGGCAGCAGCGAGCGAACAGCACCAAGAGCUUCAUCUCCUCGCAGUAAGUACUUCCCAAAGUAAAGGCAAGGGUAAGGGGUUUCCCGUGAUCCCGAAGCGUCGAAGCAUGCGUAUUCUCGAAACACGGUUUGCCAAUACCCGCAAGAACAAAGGUGAAGACUCGGGACCCAAAGUAGUGGUAACGGUUGAUGAUAAUAGUGAUGAUGGUAGCGAUGACAGUGGUGCUGUGGGGACUGAGAUUAACAUCCACGAGCAAGAGAGCACUCACGAUACAAGUGGCAUGGAUGAGGACCUUGAUGAAGGCCAAUACUAUAGUCACGAUGAAGACACAUAUUCGGACUUCGGCACUAACUUGGAGGAGCUCGAUGCCUCAGAUACACCUCCUGCUUUGGCUAGCAAUCAUGGACAGCGUGUCGACAUUGAACUGGUCGUGCCCACCAUUGAGGACACGAUAGGUGCCUCAUCGGAGGCUGGUUUUGCCUUUCCCACUACUGUCGCUGAUGCUGUCCUGAGCCUUCCGGCAGUGCAACCUCCUCCUUCUCCUAACCUGUGCACUCCUGACAUGGCUGCUGACGCCUCUCCGCCACUUCUAGCAGUUCCUCCUCCUAUUUCUCCAAUCCCGAGCGCACCUGACAUAGCUUCCGGCACCGCUCCACUUCUUCCAGCAGUACAUUCCCCUUACUUCUUCCGAUCCUCCAUCCCGAGCACACCUGACAUAGCUUCCGGCACCGCUCCACUUCUUCCAGCAGUACAUCCCUUUGCUGAGAUUAUUGACAAUAGUCAUAAGAAUGGUGAUGCUUUUAUCGCAGGUUCCUCAAAAGGGCAUUCAUUCGAGAAAGGCAUGUCUUGGCAAGAUUGGGAAAAUUCCUACACGGCAUUCAAAGCCUUUUUUGAUGGUGGUGUCACCAUUCUUAGAUCCAUUGAUGAACUUCUUCCGCUUUGCCACAGAUUCGAUGGUUAUGUGACAUUCCAAGGUGCCCUCGUGUAUCCAGAGACGGUUGAAGCCUUGAAAAGGUUCAUGGACAAAUACGGAAGUUUGAUGGAAGCUACAGAUGUCACCUCCUCUUUCUCAAGGUGCACUGCCCUUCGAGCCCUUGGCUUAGUACUUCAUGGGAUGGACACCAUGCAACUCCUUGAUAUUACGGAUCACAAACUGCUCUGUUGGCGAGAUGCAAUAUGUGAGGCCAUGAUUCUGGGCUUUCGCGUGGAAUUUCUUCUCAAACUCGUGAAGAACUUAGCACGUGCCGUCUUUGGAGCACGGGCCAUUCGUAGUAUGCAAUUAUCGCAUGACUCUGAUGAAGUAAAAGCUGCUGCAGAUGCCUUGAAUAUUAAACAACAGGAGUUGGAGAACCAGCGCCGGGAGAUGCAUGCCCUCCUUCUUGCUAAGGGUAUUUCUGUUGACAGCGCUGAGUGCGUGACGGAGGCAGCGGCCAGAUUAUCUCCUGGGGCUUCCUUUGUUCUUUUCGGACAUUCCCCAUAG